GCGGGGCUGAGCGGCACCUGCGCCCCGCGGGCCGGGCGGCGGCGGCGGCCGGAGGGCGGUGAGGGUGAGUGACUGAUACACUGGAGGAAGCUGUUCCCUGGACAGUCCUGGAGACAGAGCAGAUUGCCCUGGUACCCUGUCCCUCCGUGCUGCUGCAAUGAGCGGGAAGUCCUUGCUCCUGAAGGUGAUUCUCCUUGGAGAUGGUGGAGUGGGGAAGAGCUCCCUCAUGAACCGCUACGUCACCAACAAGUUUGACUCGCAGGCGUUCCACACCAUUGGGGUGGAGUUCUUGAACCGGGACCUGGAGGUGGACGGGCGCUUUGUGACCCUGCAGAUCUGGGACACUGCGGGCCAGGAGAGGUUCAAGAGCCUGCGGACGCCCUUCUACCGGGGAGCAGACUGCUGCCUGCUCACCUUCAGCGUGGACGACCGGCAGAGCUUCGAGAACCUCAGUAACUGGCAGAAGGAGUUUAUCUAUUAUGCUGAUGUGAAGGACCCUGAACACUUCCCAUUUGUAGUCCUGGGCAACAAGAUAGACAAACUGGAGAGGCAGGUGAGCACAGAGGAGGCCCGGGCCUGGUGCAUUGAAAACGGUAACUAUCCCUACCUGGAGACUAGUGCCAAGGAUGACACCAAUGUGACAGUGGCCUUUGAGGAAGCUGUGCGGCAGGUGCUGGCGGUGGAGGAGCAGCUGGAGCACUGCAUGCUGGGCCACACCAUUGACCUCAACUCCAGCUCCAAAUCAGGCUCGGCCUGUUGCUGAGAGUGGCUGCUGCUGCUUUGGGAGCAGCUGGAUCAAACACCCUGGGCAGCCCUGGGCCUCUCUGAGGAGAGUGGCCACAAGGACAAGAGGUGGUUUGCUCACUGGGGAGCUGCAGCCUCACCAUCUGAAUCCUGCCUGGGGUUUUCAGGCACAGAGCAUGUAUCUGCAGGAGGGAGCUGUUAACAGAGCAUGUGAGCAUAGUCUUGCUUUCAUCUCUGCCUGAGCAGGUUUAAAGGGCUGAGUUCAAGUCCUUUAAAUUCCCUAAAGACAAUAGGGAUUUGUUCUCUACCAAGAACUGCCUGCAGAGCAAAGCUGAGAGCAUCCUAGACAUUGAAGUAUUUUAGUCCUGAAAUAAAAAAAAAAAAUAGACCCACUCAUGACCAUACUGCCAAAGGAAAUCCCACUCAACAUACUGAACAAAACCUGUCCUAAAGACUCUGGCCCAUGUGACUGUGAGAAAGCCAAAUAGUGGAGUGGCUGGGAUGUGUGUCUGUUGUUUGGGAUAAAUGUAUUGUGUUCUGAGGUUGAAAUGUGAUAAGAAUUGUUAGAGCUCUGACCAGAAGCAACAUGUGAAGGAGAGAGGGGCCUGUGUUUGAAUGUGACAGUAUUGUUUCUUCAUAGCUGCCUAUUUCUGGUCUGUUUUUCCUCACCUCUAACUUUGUCUUGUGUGAGUGUUAUAUUUUGGAGAGACUGCUUGUUGUUUAAUACAUGUUUCCUUGUCUCUUGUGGAAGCUCAGCCUUGAAGCCCUGGGUGAAAAACACCGAUGUGGAUGUUCACUGGGUCAUGUCAAAGGGUUACUCAGGAGAUCUGGAGUGUGACACUUCAGCUGGUUUCUGUCACAAGUGAUCAUUGUGUUCAGGUGAUGUGCUCUAGCAGGCCAGAUGGCAGGUGGGUGGGCUGUCUCCUGGGUGUGCAGGUGGCUCAUGUGUGGUCAGCUGUUAAACCCACUCUGUCUGGCACCUGUGACCACUGUGCCUCAUCAGCUGGCACAGCCACACCUUCAGUUGCUCGAGCAUGGAUGUUCCCAUGAAUGCUGCAGUGUGGAACCAUUCACCUGGUGUGUCAGGGACAGUUAGCCGGGCCCUUGAUCCCUCAUAGGAAACCCAGGAUGUUUUAUCUGUAAUUCCUGUGACAGACUGCUCAAGUGUCUGCUAACAGACUGCUGUGUUCAGUGCUGUGGGGAGAAAGCUGCACUGCUUUCUCUGUUCAAGGUGUGGGCAGCCCAAGGAGCCUUCUAGAAGGGAUGCCAGGCUUUGCUCCCAUCUCCUGCCCUCUGCUAGGUGUUAGUCCCAGGCUGGCUGUGUAGCAGAGAUGAGCUUGCUGGCUGCUGCCUUUGCCAUUCAAACCCCGAGCCCUGCAACCUCCCGUGCAAGCAUUUGGCCAAAGCUGUGGCUGCCCACAGGCACGUAGGAGCCUGCCCCGAGCACGUAUCCACUGGCUGCCCAGUGAUUCCCACUGUGAUCAGCUGCUGGAUGGUGAAUUUUAUAGCUCAAAUCAAGCAACCCUCCCUUAAGCUGUGCUUUAGAGCAGGGCAGUCCCUGCCCUGUGCUGGCAGCUUGUCCCCAUCACAGCACAGUCUCUGAGCAUGCAGAGCAUGAGCAUUUUCCCCCAUUUCUUCUGGGGUAACCCAGGGAGAUACUGCCCUUGUCUGCAGGGCAGCUGUGUGUGGAAGGGACUGGAGUAUUAAUGCUUUAGGGGGAUCUAAUUUCUAAACAGGCCAGUUGUAUUCAUGGGGAGUGAAUGCUAUUCAGGCAGCUCCCUGAAGGCAAAGGUUCUGCCUCUGUAGGUGAAAGAUUUUUACAGGAUAUUAUUGUUACUGUUUAUUUAACCGUGUCUGACCUCCUGAGGCCUCUGGAUUUUUUCUUCAUUAGCACUGCUUGAUAUUUCCUUCAAGGUCCCAGGCUCUGUGACCUGUGCUUCCAGUUUCCAUCCCUGAACAGGCACAGGGGCUUAGGGUGAGAACAGACUCAGGUCCCUGUGUG
Melozone crissalis (California towhee) is the source of this 2746-nucleotide messenger RNA. It is a transcript of the gene RAB9B, whose product is annotated as RAB9B, member RAS oncogene family. The transcript is spliced from 3 exons. The record is from RefSeq and is a predicted model, not a curated record. Gene Ontology annotation, biological process: Rab protein signal transduction; retrograde transport, endosome to Golgi. Gene Ontology annotation, molecular function: GTP binding; GTPase activity. The coding region runs from base 158 to 763 and encodes 201 amino acids. Gene Ontology annotation, cellular component: phagocytic vesicle; lysosome; late endosome. Lineage: Eukaryota; Metazoa; Chordata; Aves; Passeriformes; Passerellidae.